Molecule: messenger RNA, 1218 nt
Organism: Orbilia oligospora ATCC 24927
Lineage: Eukaryota; Fungi; Ascomycota; Orbiliomycetes; Orbiliales; Orbiliaceae
Exons: 6
Coding region: 1-1218 (405 amino acids)
Biological process (GO): proteolysis
Molecular function (GO): cysteine-type endopeptidase activity
Source: RefSeq, a predicted model, not a curated record
AUGUCGUACGGUUACCAACCGAACGGUCCUAGCGAUUCAUAUGCCACAUCACAGUUCUAUGGCGGUGGUGGUGGACCGCCUCUCCCUCCGAGGCCGAAUUCGAACUCUGGCUACAUGAAUUCACAGCAGCCUCCAUACCCCCAGGGUUCGCCGCCAUACCCUCAAUAUCAGCAGCCGCAAAACUAUGGGCCUCCAGGAGGCUACCCGAGUCCGCAGCCUCCGUUUGGCGGUCUACAACACCAGGGGACCUUUUAUGGAAACCCCCAACAGUACCCGCCUUCGCAUAGUCCGCAACCACCGACUGGAUAUGGAAUGCCCUCUCAUCAGCCAACAUACUCCUCCGCUGACCAAUGGGGGGCACCACCUCCCGGGCGAUACCCUACGCCUGGGCAGCUUCCAACCUAUAGUACGAACCAAUGGACCAGGAGUCAGCAAGGGCCUCGGCCUCCGCCCACUUCGAUGCAGACAUACAACCAUGGAGGUGGAACGGGGUUAAGCUAUCAACACAGUACCUGCCAGGGAAAGAGAAAAGCUUUGCUUAUCGGUAUUAACUAUUUCAAUACUAAGCGACAGCUAAAUGGGUGUAUCAACGACGUAAUGAACGUCCGAAACUUCUUGAUCCAGUCUUAUAAAUAUAAACCCGAAGAUAUGGUAAUCUUGACAGAUGACCAAUCCAACCCUCUUUCGGUUCCCAAGCGCGACAACAUUCUGCGAGCGAUGAAAUGGCUAGUAACGGAUGCUCAACCUAACGACUCUUUGUUCUUUCACUUCUCCGGCCAUGGUGGUCAAGUUCGCGAUUUGGACGGAGACGAAGCAGAUGGAUACGACGAAACUAUCUACCCCGUCGACUACGCCACAAAAGGCCAUAUCGUGGAUGAUCUUAUGCACGAUAUUAUGGUGAAGCCGUUGAGACCUGGUGUUCGUCUGACUGCUAUCUUCGACAGUUGUCAUUCCGGUACAGCUCUGGACCUUCCAUUUGUCUACUCGACUGCCGGUACUCUCAAGGAGCAGAAUCUUUUCAAGGAAGCCGGGAUGGGAAUCUUAGGAGCUGUAGCCCAACCGCAGACAUUGACAUUAGGUGGCGUCAUGCAAGGAACCUUUGAGUUUUUGAACAAAGCCACGGUUGGCAGAGGGGCUGAAGAACGAGCGAAAAAGACGAAGUUCAGUCCUGCAGAUGUCAUCCAGUGGAGCGGUAGCAAAGACUCGCAAACUUCGUAA